UCAAAGACGAGUUGGCAAUGCUGGUUACUGCAUGAGGCAAAACUAUAUAUAUAUGUACCGGUGUGCCAGUGAAUUUCCUGUACAUCUCUUUCCGGCAUUCUAAAGCAAUGUCUCACCGGAAAUUUAGCGCGCCUCGCCAUGGCUCCAUGGGGUUCUACCCCAAGAAGCGUUGUCGCUCACAUCGUGGUCGCGUAAAGUCCUUCCCCCAUGAUGAUCCCAAGAAACCUAUCCACUUGACUGCUUUCUUGGCUUACAAAGCUGGCAUGACCCAUAUUGUUCGUGAAUGCGACAAACCUGGCUCAAAGGUCAACAAGAAGGAAGUUGUUGAGGCGGUUACCAUCUUGGAAACACCACCAAUGGUCAUCGUGGGCAUUGUUGGUUAUGUUGCCACCCCCAAAGGUCUUCGUGCUUUGAAAACUGUCUGGGCCGAACAUAUCGGUGAAGACUGCCGUCGUCGUUUCUACAAGAACUGGUAUAAAUCCAAGAAGAAGGCUUUCACCAAGGCUUCAAAGAAGUGGCAAGAUGACUUGGGCAAGAAAGUCAUUGAAAAGGAGCUGAGGGCCAUGAAACGUUACUGCAAAGUGAUCCGUGUCAUCGCUCACACUCAGAUGAAACUUCUCCGACAACGUCAAAAGAAAGCGCAUAUGAUGGAAAUCCAAGUCAACGGAGGCACCAUCCGCCAAAAGGUCGACUGGGCCCGUCAACACUUGGAGAAGACCAUUCCAAUCACCUCUCUCUUCGCUCAGGAUGAGAUGAUUGACGUUAUUGGUGUCACUAAGGGCAAAGGAUUCAAGGGUGUCACUUCUCGUUGGCAUACCCGUAAGCUUCCUCGGAAGACCCACAAGGGUCUCCGCAAGGUCGCUUGUAUUGGAGCUUGGCAUCCGUCCCGUGUCCAGUACACGGUUGCUCGCGCCGGUCAGAAGGGUUACCAUCACCGUACGGAAAUGAAUAAAAAGAUCUACCGUAUCGGCAAGGGUAUCCACACUCGCAAAGGAAAGGUUAUCAAGAACAACGCCGCUACCGAGUACGACUUGACAGACAAGUCUAUCACUCCCAUGGGUGGCUUCCCCCAUUAUGGUGAGGUCAAUAAUGACUUCGUUAUGAUCAAGGGAUGUUGCAUGGGACCCAAGAAGCGUGUCAUCACUCUUCGCAAGGCUUUGGUUACCAGUGCCAAGCGUGUUGCUUUGGAGAAGAUCGAGCUCAAGUUCAUCGACACAUCUUCCAAGUUCGGUCACGGAAGAUUCCAAACUCCGGCAGACAAGGCCUCGUUUAUGGGACCUACCAAGAAGACCAAGACCCCGGCUGCUGCUGCCGCCGCUACCCCUGCAGCUCCCGCCAAGGCUUAAAUUUGGUUUGGCAUUUUCAGUGUGUAUCGACCGUGUUGCAAUUGUUGAAUACAUAUUGGAUAUCGCUAAA
This is a messenger RNA of Daphnia pulicaria, 1416 nucleotides long. RefSeq names its product 60S ribosomal protein L3-like. The coding region runs from base 108 to 1346 and encodes 412 amino acids. Gene Ontology annotation, biological process: ribosomal large subunit assembly; translation. NCBI's taxonomy places the organism in Eukaryota, Metazoa, Arthropoda, Branchiopoda, Diplostraca, Daphniidae. Gene Ontology annotation, cellular component: ribosome; cytosolic large ribosomal subunit. Gene Ontology annotation, molecular function: RNA binding; structural constituent of ribosome. The record is from RefSeq and is a predicted model, not a curated record. The transcript has 8 exons.